Molecule: messenger RNA, 4507 nt
Organism: Gambusia affinis (western mosquitofish)
Lineage: Eukaryota; Metazoa; Chordata; Actinopteri; Cyprinodontiformes; Poeciliidae
Product: solute carrier family 22 member 2-like
Exons: 11
Coding region: 2662-4338 (558 amino acids)
Biological process (GO): transmembrane transport
Cellular component (GO): membrane
Source: RefSeq, a predicted model, not a curated record
AAACCUGACCAAGUUUUGUCUAAUUUCCAGUACAGAUACUUUAGUGUACUUGAAACUAACUUACACGUAACUUUUCAGAAAGAUAUCGGCGUAAAUCAAUAAUUCCAUAACAUUGAUGAAAGUGCUUUUAUAUCACUUAUGACAACAUUUUUCCCGUGUUAUAAAUCCACUUGCAGAUAUAAUCUACCGAUGGAACUAGAACUUUUUCAAAUAUUUGGACUAGAAUUUAGACAUAAAUAUUUGGUAAGAUUUUGUGUUUUUUGCAGUUUCCAGCUUUGAUCAGAAACAGGAAUUGGGUGUAGCAGUACAAAUAAACCACAUGUCAGGGUUGAUCUGGGUUUAGCACAGAAACAAAAACCUCAAUUCAAACAGAAAACAAACUUUAUUUAGGAGCCUUGUUACUUAUUAAAGGUUUAGUAAUGUUAGAUACAACCAGGCACAACAAAGUGCUUGAUUAUAUGACCAUUUGGCUUGCCAUACUCCCAACAUGCUCUCCUUUGUAACCAUUGGUUACCAAAAGCUCUAAAUGUUUCAAAAUAAAUUAAACAAACAUCUGUCAUUAUUAGCUGAUGCGAUCUUUGCAUUGCUUUGGUGUGGAGAGCUUUAGAUUGGAUUUUCAUUUUUUCCCAACUCAGCUUUCCAUACUUUAUGCUCUUUCUGUCGUAGUUUGAGGGAUUUGGGACAAUCACAUGUACUGCUACACCCCUAAAGAAGGAGUUUAUCUUCUCCUCUAAAAAAAUACAAAAUUCUUCUUCUUGAUCUUCAAAACACUUGAAAAAACCUGAUAAAUGGAAACAAAAUUUAUUGUUAAGCUGCAUUUAUUACUAUCAUCUACCUAAAUACAAUCUAUUUGAGACUUUGUCACUUCCUGUAAAAUACACUGGAACAAAGUCUUAGAAUGUGACAAAAAAAAUCUAUAUUUUAAGUGCAAAUUAUGAGAGAAAUUUCUUUAGGAUUAGACUAACUGGAGUAUUCAAGCUUCUGUAGGUAACCAUUAUGUCAAGCUCUUUCAUUUUUAGAGUCUGACGGUGUUUUUAUGGAUGAGUUGACCAAAAACAAACACGUCAGCGCUCCUGUUUUUAUCAUUUAGAUCACUAGUAUCUCAUUUUAAAAAUCAGAUUUCAUCAUGGGAGAGAGAGAUGAUGUGUGGGUUUUCCUCAACAUGAUUUCAGAUUAUUUAUCAAAGGGUUUGAAGAUGAAAUUAAAUUAUUAAACUGUUGAUUUGGAGUUACAUCAAUGUAAAAUAAAAGAAAAAAAAACAGCCCCAGUUCAGUCACUUGUUAUUGAAUUCUGGUUUGAACUGUUGUUUUGGGAAUUUUGUAACUUUUUUCCGUUUUCUGUUGCGUCCUUUUCUCCUCUGCAUGGGACUGUUCUGUCGUAAACGUUCUCCUGAACUUUCUCAUCCGGGAAACUUUCAGGAUGAAAUCUGGAGUUAAGAGAAAACUGUGACAUAAACUAGAAAAACCCCCCUGGGAUGAUGAUUCGGUACUUAUGGGGUUCGUUAUGUUUGAGUUGGUCUGAAUUAUGUUCUCUGUUUGCAGCUUUUUCUCAGUUUUCUUAUUUAAAAACUAAAGAUUGAUGUGAAGAAUAAUACAUUAUUUGAAUAAAUAAGAGAUCUGCACUCUGUUGUUGAAGUUUCAUCUCAUCCUGAUGACAGUUUCUAUGAAAUAUUCCUUCGAUUUUUUUUUUUUUUUUUUUUUUUUUACAUUAUUGAACUUUUUAUGGAGCUAAAUUUGGGCCAUAAAUUUUGUGCAACAGAAAAAACAAUUGAAACUGAAGAAGUUUUAAAACUGUAAAAAGGAUGUAAAACUGUUAAGUGUUCAAAACUGUUUCUGAAAUCAAGUUUUCUUUUUCAGGUUCUAUGGAGCUAAAUUGGGGCCAUAAAGUGUAUUUUAGAGAUUUGAAAUAAAAAAAAAGAUUGGAAACAGAAAAAUUGUGUUGAAGAUGUUUUUCAGUUUCAAAUCUUCAAUUUAAUUGUUUUUUUCAAAUUUCUUAAAAUUACAAAAUAGUUUUUCCUGUUUCAAAUCUUUUCAGUGUCAAAAUAUUUUUGAGUAUCAUCUUUUUAUUCAGUUUACCUUUUCCAAUUUCAAAUCUGUUUUUCAGUUUCAAACUUGUCAAUUUCAAGAUAACUUUUUAAUGUAAAAUCUUUGUUUUUCUUUUUCCAGUCUGAUUUUUAUUUUUAUUUUUUUCAGUUUCAAAUCUAUUUUGAAACUGAACAGAAGUUGUUUUUUGUUUGUUUGUUCUUUUGAACAAACUGUAUGGCCCCAAUUUCUUUCCAUAGAAACACUUUUCAGACUUGUCUGAGACGAUGCGAGCUAGUCUGAAUUAAUUCAGACCUGAGCGGGUUUAAAUGUGCACUAUUUAAACUUUAACUGGUUGCAUCAAGCUGCUCCGUCAGAUGUAAUUAUGUUAACGAAGCUUUGAGAAAUUCAUGCAGGCUUUGCGCCAACUUCUAACUGUUCGUCUGACGUCUGAAAAAAAUCACAGCAAAUGUUUUCAUGCUCUGCUGCACAGCAUGCGAAGAACAGACGCAUUUCAGUGGACCUUUGCUCCAGUUGGUCCCGUUAAAAGCCCAACUGGGCCGAACUGGGCCCGCAGUUUGAAUGGUCGGUGUGCAGCGAGAGGUCCGGCAUACAGAUCAGCUGCUUGGAGGCAAAACUCAUGGCCACUUUUGACGACAUCUUGGAGGAAGCGGGGAAGUUCGGGCGCUGCCAGAAGCGGGUCUUCGCCCUGCUGUGCAUGGUGUCCAUGCCGUGGGCUGGCGUGUACGUGGGCAUCGUGUUCCAGGGCUUCACCCCGGAUCACUGGUGCCGGGACUCGGCGGCGGUGCAGCGGAGGGAGGCCUGCGGAUGGAGCCGGGAGGAGAGUCGCAGGCUGACGGCGCCGCUGGUCAACAUCACCGGGGUUCUGCAGCCCAGUAGCUGUUUGCGCUUCGAAAUGGACUGGAACGUGACGGAAAGCAGCUGCGAUCCACGGGAGACUGACAGGAGCGCAACCCCCACGGCCGGCUGCACCGAGGGCUGGGAGUACGACUAUGACGGGAGGAAGUCGUUCGUCACCGAGUUUGACCUGGUGUGUUCAGACGGGUGGCUGGUGGAUCUGUACCAGGCCACGCUGAACGUCGGCUUCCUGAUCGGCAGCAUCGCCAUCGGUUACCUGGCCGACAGGUUUGGGAGGAAAGUGAGCUUCCUCAUGUCCAACGUGCUGAACGGGAUCGCCGGCAUCCUGGUGGCCGUGGCUCCCAACUACAUUUCUUUACUGGUUUUCAGGACUUUGUACGGGUUUGGAGUGAAAGGAGGAUGGGUGGCGGGAUACGUACUCAUCACAGAGAUCGUUGGGGUGGAGUUCAGACGGACGGUGGGAGUUAUUUACCAGAUGUUCUUCAGUGUUGGCAUCCUCAUCCUCCCUUUGCUCGCCUACUUCAUCACGGACUGGCGCUGGCUGCAGGUCGUCAUCACCGUCCCCUACAUCCUCUUCCUGUCCUACUACUGGUUCAUCCCUGAAUCUCCAAGAUGGCUGCUGUCUCAGAACAGGAAGUCCAAAGCUGUGAAGAUCACCAAAGACAUGGCGAAGGAAAACAGGGAGACUCUGUCCAAGAUGAUUGAGACGCUGUCGGAUGAUAACGCUGAUUCCUCCACCGCCUCCUUUAUGGACCUGAUCAGAACUCCAAAAAUGAGAAAACACACGCUUAUUCUCAGCUUCAACUGGUUCACCAGUGCAGUCGUCUACCAGGGGUUGAUCAUGCGGUUGGGGAUUCUGGGAGGAAACGUCUACAUCGACUUCCUGAUCUCCGGGCUGGUGGAGUUCCCUGCCGCCUUCCUCAUCCUCUUCACCAUCGAGCGAAUCGGCCGCCGCCUCCCAUUCGCCACCGCCAACAUCGUGGCCGCCGCCUCCUGCUUCAUCACAGCCUUCAUCCCUGACAGCAUGUUCUGGUUUAAGACUGUGGUGGCCUGCGUCGGUCGGCUGGGCAUCACCAUGGCCUUUGAGAUGGUCGUUUUCGUAAACACUGAACUCUACCCAACAUUUGUCCGGAACUUCGGCGUGUCGGUUUGUUCCACCCUGUGUGACGUUGGGGGCAUUGUCGCUCCUUUCCUGCUCUACAGACUGGCUAUCAUCUGGCUUGAGCUCCCACUCAUCAUUUUUGGAUGCUUGGCCUUCGUGGCUGGUGGUUUAGUUCUCCUUCUUCCAGAAACCAGAGGUGUGCCGCUGCCUGACACCAUCGACGAUAUUGAGUUUCCUGGGAGGAUGAAGGAACAGACGAUGCUGGAGAGCCAGCAGCUGGCCAACCUGCUGCCCAACAGCAACGUGUCGUCCUGCAAACAACCAGCAGCUGUCUGAUUUAUUUAUUUCUCUUCCUCAGCUCUGUUUUUAUUUGUUUGGAUUCAUUAAAACUUAUAUUGUUGCUGUAUUAUUCACAUAUUCACAGAAGUUAGAGCCAAGAUGAAUCUGCUUUUAUGUUUUCUGCUGUUUGGCUGCAGUAUUAAAUUAUUAAAGAGUUUUAUUCUAA